AUGUCUGAUAAUGAAGACAAGAAGGCCUCAGCCCUGGAAUCUUAUGUUAAGCUUUUAUACAUUCCUUUCACCAGUUUUGAUGGAGAUGAUUUUGAUGAUGUGGAAGAAGAUGAAGGACUAGAUGAUCUGGAAAAUGCAGAGGAGGAGGGUCAGGAAAAUGUGGAAAUCCUGCCAUCUGGAGAGCGGCAGCAGGCAAACCAGAAACGGAUCACCACACCCUAUAUGACCAAAUAUGAGCGGGCCAGAGUUCUUGGCACCCGUGCCCUCCAGAUAGCCAUGUGUGCCCCGGUGAUGGUAGAACUGGAAGGAGAGACUGACCCCUUGCUGAUUGCAAUGAAAGAGCUGAAAGCUCGGAAGAUUCCCAUAAUUAUCCGCAGGUACCUGCCAGAUGGAAGUUAUGAAGACUGGGGUGUGGAUGAAUUAAUUAUCACGGAUUGACCAGCUUCCUUUCCGUACUUCGGCUCCCCUUUCCCACAAACAUUUUUAUUUUUGUGUAAAUAAAUACUAAUAUCC
Molecule: messenger RNA, 513 nt
Organism: Euleptes europaea (tarantolino)
Lineage: Eukaryota; Metazoa; Chordata; Lepidosauria; Squamata; Sphaerodactylidae
Gene: POLR2F
Product: RNA polymerase II, I and III subunit F
Exons: 5
Coding region: 1-438 (145 amino acids)
Biological process (GO): DNA-templated transcription
Cellular component (GO): RNA polymerase I complex; RNA polymerase II, core complex; RNA polymerase III complex
Molecular function (GO): DNA binding; DNA-directed RNA polymerase activity
Source: RefSeq, a predicted model, not a curated record